CAGUAUGACAUGCAGAUGAGUGCCGUCAAUCUUAGAAUCACCGCACACUUCACUCAUUUGGGCAGUCACGGGGCCAAAACCAGAGUGUGGAGCCACAGUGUGGCGGUGGAGGCAGCAGCAAUGGGAGGCCAUACAGCACCCUAUGACAAAAUGGAACCCACCAGCAGUGUGAGGAGAUGUGAAAGUGGCACAUGGCAGAGUGUGGCGAUGGAGACAGCAGCAAUGGGAGGCCGUACAGGGACCCAUGAGACACUCUGGACCUGGCAGCAGCAUGAGGAGGCGGUACAGGGGCCCAUGGCAGAUUACGGGCCUGGCAGCAGCAAUGGGAGGCCCGUAAUCUGCCAGCACCCUAUGACAAAAUGGAACCCACCAGCAGUGUGAGGAGACCUGAAAGUGGCACAU
This is a messenger RNA of Staurois parvus, 402 nucleotides long. The record is from the annotation of a GenBank genome assembly. NCBI's taxonomy places the organism in Eukaryota, Metazoa, Chordata, Amphibia, Anura, Ranidae.